GCUACAGGCGUGUGGGCGGCACCUCUUCUUCCGCUCACUUUCAGUCUCGUGGGGGGUUCGGCCGCAGCUUUCCUCCUCCUGACGCUCCCUCAGAGCCACACUUCCUCCGGCACUUUGCUCUGAACGCAGCUCCUUCUCUUCCUCCUCCCGAGGGAUCCCGCAGAGGGGCAACAAUGAAUGUUGAACAUGAAAUCAACCUGUUAGUUGAAGAAAUUCGACGACUGGGGACCAAAAAUCCUGAUGGGACAUUGAGUGUGAAGUUUGGAGUGCUGUUUGCUGAUGAGAAAUGUGCCAACCUUUUUGAAGCUUUAGUGGGAACUCUUAAAGCUGCAAAACGACGGAAGAUAGUUAGUUAUCCUGGAGAACUGCUUCUGCAAGGAGUUCAUGACAAUGUUGAUAUCUUGUUACUUCAGGAUUAGUUACUUUCUUAGCACAUGGCAUUAAAUAUAUAUAUAUAUAAAUAAUCAAGAUGCAUUUGCAUGAAAGUAUACCUUCCUAUUUAUCUUUAUAGAAUUAUAUAUAAAAAAUUCUUUGAAGGCCUUUUAAGGAAUUCCUUUCUGAAACAAUUGCUACAACAGAUUGUUGGACCUCUUUUUUGGGGGCUUGGGAAUUGCAUUCUUAGAUCUCUGAAACUUUGUUAAACUCUGAGAAUUUCCAUUUCUUAUACUUUAGCUAUAUUAACAAUCUAAACUCUGCUAGAAACUUUCAAAGACUAAUUUAUGGGGAUUCUGUGUUUUCUUGUGGUGAUUUUUCUGCAAGAAUCAAAAUUACUCUGGCCAGACGAAGUGUUCAAGCUGAGAGUUUCAUCUGAAACAGAAUAUUUAAUAUAGUCUUAAUGUGAUGCUUGAAACCCAGGUUUCUCAUAUGAAAUAUUUUCUGAACUGUAAUGUUUCAGAGAAAAGUUACAGAAACAGUGCCAGGCAGAAGAAUUCUCUUGCUUUUUUUUUUUUUU
Messenger RNA from Python bivittatus (Burmese python), 952 nucleotides. RefSeq names its product ABRA C-terminal like (gene ABRACL). NCBI's taxonomy places the organism in Eukaryota, Metazoa, Chordata, Lepidosauria, Squamata, Pythonidae. The record is from RefSeq and is a predicted model, not a curated record. Gene Ontology annotation, biological process: regulation of actin filament-based process.